AUGUCGUUCGCCAACAAUACCCCACGAUAUGAAGCUUUGAAUUCAGAUGAAGCCCGUCUCCCAGAUGGCAUGGAACGCGUCGGCUACGAUGAACAAACUUCCACAUACACCUACCUAGACCACACCGACAACAGCUACUGGGAAGGGGAGGCAGGAUCCAGAUAUGGUGUAUUGCACCGCCAAGGACAUCCCAGGGACCCCGUGUCGCAGAGCUAUAGCUCAUCAGCCAAGGCCGACUGUGCGUACUUUUUGCCAUUUGCGUUGAUCAUAUGUAUGGUCUUGGCAACGUUCUUCUGGUAUGUGGGAGGAACGAGAAAUGUCAAGGCUGUGCAUUGUGGUGAAGGGUGGGAGAGCUAUGUGCCGGUGAGGGGAGAUACUUGUUGGAGUAUUGUAGAUGAAAGAGGUUUGAGCGUGGAGGAAUUACUGGCGGGUAAUCUGGAGUUGGCCUGCGGGGAGUUGAAGGCUGGUUGGCCGAUCUGUGUGCCGAGUGUGAGAGAAGGAGGAUUGUAUGUGAGAGAAGGAUGA
Messenger RNA from Ramularia collo-cygni, 525 nucleotides. RefSeq lists its product as uncharacterized. NCBI's taxonomy places the organism in Eukaryota, Fungi, Ascomycota, Dothideomycetes, Mycosphaerellales, Mycosphaerellaceae. The record is from RefSeq and is a predicted model, not a curated record. The transcript is spliced from 2 exons. The coding region runs from base 1 to 525 and encodes 174 amino acids.